AUGGCUGGGGGCGAAAAGACCUAUCAUAUGCCAGGUACUUAUUCUGAUAAUUAUCGCACCCAUCUGGGGGCGUUUCGUAAAGCAGCGCAAUAUCUGUAUAGUCAUCCAAUUCCCAAAGAACCUUAUAAAUAUGAAAGUCUGCCAGGAGUUUUACAUUUAUUUGAACAAGAGCUUGAAAGGUAUAUCUGCACACAUGACGCAGCCUUGGUCAUGUUCUAUGGCGAGCCUAACUCAAAGUUUAAGAAAGCCAAGCAAUCGUUAAUAUGGGCUGCAGCUCAGAACAACACCGAAUUUGACCAACCGUAUGGAGCAGUCGACUGUACGAAGUAUGAGAACCUCUGUCAACAGCAUGGAGCCCACGCGACCAGCUUACCCCAGUUCAAUCUCUACGUUGGUGGCAAGAUCAUGAAUACUUACAACCAUACCCUGAGCGCCGAGGAUAUGAUGAUGUUAGUGGAUAAAUCUAACCAUGAGUUGGACUUAACUCCACUCCCACUCCCAGUCUCUAAACGUCAACGUUUCCUAAAGUCCAUGUGUUCAUGCGUCGUCGGCCAAAAAGAUUGA
Candidula unifasciata is the source of this 564-nucleotide messenger RNA. Lineage: Eukaryota; Metazoa; Mollusca; Gastropoda; Stylommatophora; Geomitridae. The record is from the annotation of a GenBank genome assembly.